AUGGAGUCAUCUCUACCAAACAGCCUGGAGAUCAGGGAGGUGGAUGAUGGGGAGGAGGGCGUGUUUGUCCUGCGGCGGCUGGUCAAGAGGACCCGGUUUGGCCCCUUUGAGGCUAAGAGGGUCCCCCACCUGGAGAAGGAAGGAGCGUUUCCUCUGAAGAUCUUCCAGAGGGACAGCCUGGUGGUGUGUUUUGACUCCAGCUGCGAAGAAGACUGCAACUGGAUGAUGCUGGUGCGUCCUGCGGCCGACCACAAACACCAGAAUCUGACGGCCUACCAGCAGGACGAUGACGUGUACUUCAACACCUCCCAGGAUGUGCUUCCGGGCACAGAGCUGAGGGUCUGGUACGGAGCUUUCUACGCCAAGAAGAUGGAGAAGCCCAUGCUGAAGCCUCCACUUCAGCCACUUUCACAAGAUGUGACGUCUUCAUCUGAUAACACAGAGACCUCGGAGAAAACUGGAGCUCACGUGCCGUCAGUGGCUGAAGAGCCCAACACAGGCAACACGCUGAGUCACCUCGACAAGGUGAACACAGUAAGUGAGCUUCCGGACGACCCGCACCUGCCCCAAGAAGAGAGCCUGGUGGGCCCUGAUGAGGAGGAAGCCCGGCCACCCGCUGCUCAGCGGGGCCCCAAGCUGGGCCGCAGAGGAAGGAGAACUAAGGGACGCAGGCCCGGGGCAGGCAAAAACAAAGAUUUGAAGCCCCCGGUGGAAACGUCCGAGCCGGUGGCCUCUGAGGCAGCGGCAGCAGCAGAGCGUGCUCCGGAGAGUGCAGCUGUGCUGAAGAGACACAAAGUCAGAGAGCACAAGAGGGUGUACCGCUGCUCCCUCUGCAAUAAGGUCUUCCAGAACAGCAGCAACCUCAACAGACACAUCCGAUCUCAUG
Messenger RNA from Paralichthys olivaceus (Japanese flounder), 886 nucleotides. NCBI's taxonomy places the organism in Eukaryota, Metazoa, Chordata, Actinopteri, Pleuronectiformes, Paralichthyidae. The record is from RefSeq and is a predicted model, not a curated record.